UGGUGCUGGUGGAGCGCGCAGCAGGAGGUGCAUUGUCUGUAUGCAAACUGGACGACAUGGCUAUUGUAUGCGUGUGGGCAUAUAUGGAGGCAUCGAUGGCUCGGAGGAUACAGCCCGUCUGAAGUCUCAGGAGUAGAGAGUCGCCCUUUGGCUGUUACAGCGCGUUUCUCUGUUUCCAUCAUUACCCGCUCGGGUCCGUCGUUAUGAGUUGCCUGGAUGUGAUGUACCACCAAAGCUAUGGAGCGCACUUCCACCCUGCAGCGGCGUACAAGGCGACGUACUACAACCACCAUCACCAGCAACAACAGAGGAGGCUGAGUGUUUACAGUAAGAGGCAGGAGUGUAUGGAGCAGCAGCAGCAGCAAGGAGGAGGAAGAGCGAUGCUUUCCAGAGAUCAGGGCCUCCGGCAGGGUCUUGCAGCACCAGGGACUGAAUCAAUCCGUAGAUCUAUGUCCGAUUCUGAGCUGAAGGAUGGUCCUCAACCAGCAGAGGCAGAGUACUUGAGCUCCCGGUGUGUUUUGUUCACCUACUUCCAAGGCGACAUCGGGGACGUGGUAGACGAGCACUUCUCCCGCGCUCUCAGCCAGUCCAGCACCUUCAACAGCGAAACCAAACCAAUCAGAGUGACUCAGCCUUCAGCCACAGGAGGCUUAUGGAAAGAUGGUGGGUCUCUCUCUGAGGGGCAGAGCAGCUCAGUUUGGAACAGCACGUAUCCAUCCCAGGCCAGUCCUUGCCUCCCGUCUGUCUCGGUGUCAGUCCACCCAGACUUCUCCUCCAGCCCGGUGUCCUUCAACCACCCAGAUGCAGCUCUCUGGGCCGACCAUGUUCUCUCCCAGGCCGGCCUUCCCCCUCCGGCUACCCUCCCUGAGAGCUGGACCUACAGCCUGAAUCCCCAGAGCCAAAGUGGCUACCCCAAUGUCCACAACGUCUAUCACCCUCAUCCCCACAUCCACACCCGGCACCACCACCCCAUGCUCCAUCCAUACCCCACCCACAGCCCAGCCUUGGAUCCCAGGUUUAAUCCGCUGCUGCUGCCCGCUGUUAGGAACCAGAACCAGCCGAGCACCAGCACAGCGAGUUCCCCGCACAGUGAGGGGGUGAAGACGGAGAUGCAGCCCAGCAGCAGCAGCCCCGUCCCGGCUACCUCUGUGACCUGGUCCCCGUCCUCCCUCCAUGGGUCCCUGGAGGGGUAUGACUCAGCUCUUGAUCAAACCAAGGCAAAGUCGUCAGUUUGGUUCUAACGGAUGUACGGACAAUAAGAAGGAUUAUCAAUUCAAACCAAAAAGGACCUAUUAUGUGGCUCUAUCGAUGUAUGGCUGCAACACCAGCACUGUAAUGUAAGAUGUAGAAAGAAGGCUUUCUGUAGCUAAGACUAUGAAUCCUGCACUGUCCACACAACGUAUUAUGGAGAUGAACUCAGACUUUGGACUAAAUUGACAGUGAUCUACUGCUCUGGCUGCAGGUCAAGGCCCUGGAAGAACAAUUUAAACAGACUACUAGCUUUAAGAAUGGGAGGAUUCUUCUUCCCUGAAGGCACAAAACACCAUUUUGCUUUCGUUCAAUGUGAGACCAAAUGGUUCUGUUUCAAGAGCUUGGUUUUGAUCCACAUUGUGUUUUGUACAGUAAAUGUUAUUGAUGGGUUGUUGUGUACAGUUUUGCCAUGCUAAGUUGUUUUUGCUGGAUGACUCUUGCUAAAAUUCUUGCCUGAAUGCUACUUUGCUAUUUUUGCCUUAAGGGAUUGUGAAGUGUAAAUAUUGGUACUGUUUGUUUAAGUAAUAAAUUGUUGAACUGAA
This is a messenger RNA of Trematomus bernacchii (emerald rockcod), 1793 nucleotides long. It is a transcript of the gene vgll3, whose product is annotated as vestigial-like family member 3. Gene Ontology annotation, biological process: regulation of transcription by RNA polymerase II. The transcript is spliced from 4 exons. The record is from RefSeq and is a predicted model, not a curated record. NCBI's taxonomy places the organism in Eukaryota, Metazoa, Chordata, Actinopteri, Perciformes, Nototheniidae. Bases 204 to 1241 code for a protein of 345 amino acids. Gene Ontology annotation, cellular component: nucleus.